GAGCUGUUCUACUCGUAUGGUGGCUCGCCACCCGUCUACCCAUCACCCAAAGGAAGUGGAGCUGGUGAUUGGGCUGAAGCGUAUGGCAAAGCUCAAGCUCUUGUUGCGCAAAUGACGAACGAAGAGAAGAACAAUGUCACCACACCAGUUCUCUCGACCAGGGGCUGUUCCGGCUUCACUGGUACUGUCGAGCGACUGGGAUUUCCAGGAAUCUGUCUCAACGACGGUCCUGCCGGCGUGAAGGGACCUGUUGCAGAGAACGAAACCCGCGCCAACGGCUUCCCGGCUCAGCUCAGUGUUGGCGCGACCUGGAACCGGGGUCUUGCGUACUGGCGUGGUCAGCAGAUGGGCAAAGAAUUCAAGGCAAAGGGCGUCGACGUCGCCCUUGCGCCAGUGCUCGGACCAUUGGGUCGUAUCGCCACUGGCGGCAGGAAUUGGGAAGGCUUCUCGAACGAUCCCUUCCUGGCUGGUGCUUUGGUCGAACUCACCAUCAAGGGGUUGCAAGAGUCCGUAGUGGCUUGCGCGAAGCACUUCAUCGGGAACGAGCAGGAAACACAACGGAACCCUUUUCUGGUAGGAUACCUGGACGAUGGCAACUACACUUUGAACGCAUCGGUGUCAGCGAACAUAGAUGACAGCACAAUGCACGAGCUGUACCUGUGGCCUUGGUAUGAUGCUGUCAGAGCCGGCGUUGGCAGUGUCAUGUGCUCUUACCAAAGGAUCAAUAACAGCUAUGCGUGCCAGAAUAGCGCCGCACUGAACGGCUUGCUCAAGGGUGAGCUAGGAUUCCAAGGCUUUGUCGUCAGUGAUUGGUUCGCUCAGCACGCGGGAAUCGCUACGGCCGAGACGAUGGAGAUGGCCAUGCCCGAUCCCAGAUACUGGGGAAAUGGCACCUUGUCGACUGCAGUGUCCAAUGGGUCAUUGAAGGCAGACAGACUCGACGACAUGGCAACGAGGAUCCUAGCCAGCUGGUACAGAUACUCCACGACCGAGCUCGUCGGGCUCGAGAAUCAUUAUGACCAAGAUGUUCGCCAGCCAGAAAGCGCUGCCGCCGCGUUCCAAGUAGCCGUCGAGGGCCACGUCUUGGUAAAGAACGUCAAUAAUGCCUUGCCGCUGAGCAAGCCAACAGUGCUGUCGGUCUUUGGCUGGGACGCAGUUGCUGGCUCCACGGCAGACCCGACUCAGAGCCUCGGAGGCGUCGGACUGGCGAAUAGUCAGAUCUUCACCACCGGCCAGAACUUCUCGGCUCUUACGUACUUGCAGCUUGUUGCAGCUACAGCCCCAAUUGGAACAACGAUUCCCGACGUCGCUCUCAAUGGCACACUCAUCGCGGGUGGAGGUAGUGGCUCUUGCUUGCCAGCAACCGUAUCUGGUCCAUAUGAGGCUCUCCUUCGCCAAGCCUUGUCUGACGGGACUAAGGUGUACAACGACACCAGGGUGACUGAUAGUCCGGUGGUAGAGGACGGGAGUGGUGUUUGCUUGGUACUCAUCAACGCGCAAGCCGCAGAAGCCGCCGACCGAACGACUCUCGCAGACGAGUUCUCAGACAACUAUGUCGAUGCCGUUGCCAGCCAGUGUGCCAAUACCGUGGUGAUCAUCCACAACGCAGGCAUUCGUCUUGUCGACCGGUUCUUCGACCACGAAAACAUCACGGCCAUUCUUUACGGGCACACUCCUGGUCCAGCCAGCGGUGAUGCCCUCGUUGAGCUCCUGUACGGUCGUCAAUCGCCGUCCGGGAGGUUGCCGUACACCGUGGCGCAUGACGAAGCCGACUAUGGAUCUCUUCUGAGGCCAGAUCUUCCGACCGAACAGGACCCGCAGUACGCUCAAUCCAACUUCACCGAAGGGGUUUUCAUCGACUACCGCCGAUUCAUGAAGGAAGGAAUCUCCCCACGCUUCGAAUUCGGAUAUGGCUUGACGUACACCAACUUCAGCUACUCCAACUUCAGUGUUUCGAAGGUCCCGAACGCCCGCUUCGACCUGGCGCCACCGGGCUCCAAAUCGUCCGCGCUAGCUCCAGAAGGCGGCUUGGCAUCGCUGUACGACGUCCUCGCCACCGCUUGCGUGACGGUCACCAACACGGGCGAGGUAGCGGCCGCGGAAGUUGCUCAGCUCUACGUCAACAUCCCUGGUAGUGGGGUCGAAAGAGCAUUGAGAGGUUUCGAAAAGAAGCUGCUGCAGCCAGGAGAGAGUGCAGAGUACACUUUUGAUCUCAAGAGGAGAGAUCUCAGCUUGUGGAGUAUGGAAAAGCAGGACUGGAUGCUCCAGGAUGGCCAGUACGAAAUCGUGAUGGGCAAGAGUGUGCUUGAUGUGCAAGGUACCGCUGUGUUCAGCGUGUAA
Molecule: messenger RNA, 2340 nt
Organism: Zymoseptoria tritici IPO323
Lineage: Eukaryota; Fungi; Ascomycota; Dothideomycetes; Mycosphaerellales; Mycosphaerellaceae
Gene: MgBLGl7
Product: putative beta-glucosidase
Exons: 8
Biological process (GO): glucan catabolic process
Molecular function (GO): beta-glucosidase activity
Source: RefSeq, a predicted model, not a curated record